Messenger RNA from Alternaria novae-zelandiae, 1125 nucleotides. RefSeq lists its product as uncharacterized. The coding region runs from base 1 to 1125 and encodes 374 amino acids. The record is from RefSeq and is a predicted model, not a curated record. Gene Ontology annotation, molecular function: amine transmembrane transporter activity. NCBI's taxonomy places the organism in Eukaryota, Fungi, Ascomycota, Dothideomycetes, Pleosporales, Pleosporaceae. The transcript has a single exon. Gene Ontology annotation, biological process: transmembrane transport; amine transport.
AUGUUCGGACUCGGCAGUUUCCUCGUCGCGAACACCCUACUCGCUGUGCUGCCACCACAUAUCGCGGAGCUGUACAUUCUCCGUGUCUUCCAGGCAUUCGGAUCAUGUAUCGUCUUUUCCGUCGGAGCCGGUACCGUUGCUGAUAUCACUGAGCCUGCCAAACGUGGAACCGCUUUAGCAUGGUUUUUGAUGGGACCUCAGCUUGGCCCCGUCCUUGGUCCACUUAUUGGUGGUGCACUCGCGGACGAGAGUAGAUGGCGAUGGAUAUUCGGUUUCCUUUCCAUCGCAAGUUUUCCGGUAUAUCUCCUCAUCGUCUUCUGUACGCCGGAGACAUUGCGAUCGCUGGUAGGCAACGGCGCACCUGUCGCAAACCAGCCUUGGUUUUCGAUACCCAAGUUCCGGACACAGCCCUGUACAGACUCGAGAGCUCCGAAAGCUCCCCGUCCAACGCCUCGAAAGUUCCUGCAUCUUCUUAGAUACCCUCCACAUUUGAUCGUUUCCUUCAAUGGAGCAUUCCAGUUUGCCGGACUAUAUGCCAUCUUCAUCUCGUUUGCCACCAUUUGGCAGGAAGGUUACGGCUGGACGGCAGCAGAGACCGGGUAUGCCUAUAUAUGUCCUGGCAUUGCGAUGUUCGUCGCUUCGAUGGUCGUCGGUCGACUUUCCGACUGGAUGCGAAAGAGGGCUCUUGCGAAGAGCUCUACUGGCAAGGUUGCACCUGAGCGAAGAAUUACCAUCCAAAUCUUUGGCUUCGUCAUCGCUGCGGCUGGAAAGAUUAUGUUCGGCUGGUUUGCGCUCGCUCACUUUCACCCCGCAGCGGUCCUCUUCUGUACGGCUCUGGCCGCAAUCGGCAUGUCUAUCAUCUUUGUCACCAGUACGUCCUUCCAGACUGAGUGCGACCCUGGUCAGGCGGCCAGUCUGGUGGCUUUGGCAGGAUUCAUGCGCAACAUGGCUGCCGCGAUCUCCUCACUGAUCAUGGCCAGCAUUUUGGAUGCAAUGGGUUGGGGUUGGGCGUUUACCGGUCUGGGGAUUAUAGACCUCCUCUGCAUACCAGGGAUUAUAUUGAUUAUCUUCCGUGGCCCGAAGUUUCGACAGGAAUUGGAACGCGGGCAGCAGUCCAAGAAAUAA